AUGAAACUGGUUCAGCUUAACGGGAACCGUAGUGGAUCUACUAUGGAUCGAGGAGUGCCUCUUUUUAAUCCUUCUGACAUCUUAUGGAGGUAUCCUAUGUAUCCACAACAUGGACCAUACCCUUUUCUAGAUUUCAAGACGCAUCUUCCAAGCUCUUUAGCAAGUGACCCCAGGUUAUGGACCAGAGAAGAUGUUAUGUCAUUUCUUCGAUGGUGUGAAUAUGAAUUUGACUUGCCACGAUUCGAUAUGGACUUCUUUCAAAUGAAUGGUAAAGCACUGUGUCUGCUUACGAAGUCCGAUUUGAAUGAAAGAAGUCCUGGCUGUGGUGAUGUUCUUCAUAAUGUGUUGCACAUGCUAAUGCAGGGGAGGGUUCCAUCUUCUCCUAUUACUCCACAUUUUCCUCUGACUCCCACUUGGACAGUAUCACCAGCCAUAGACUUCCCCCCAGCACAAAAUUCAGUCACACUUAGUCCAGCACCCUCUUUAGACAGCCAAGGUUCACCUAGACAACCAGAUCAGAAUACUACAGCUGUGAACAAUUCAUAUAAUUCCACUUAUCACCAAUCUGGAGGUCAGAGUGGUAGCUCUGGAAGCACAUUGUCUGAUUCUGAAGAAGAACCUAACAGCCCUACUGUACUACAAAAUUCACUUUCCAGUCCUCAACCACAAUCUCCACUGAAUGUCAAACCACAAGUAUUUUUUCCUUCAGACAAUAUCUCAGAACCUAAUACUAAUGGACGAUUGCUUUGGGAUUUUCUCCAACAACUUCUUAAUGAUUCUUUACAACGAUACACUUCUUAUAUUGCUUGGAAAAACAGAGAAGCUGGAGUUUUUAAAAUAGUUGACCCUCCAGGACUUGCGAAAUUAUGGGGAAUCCAGAAAAAUCACUUAUCAAUGAACUAUGAUAAAAUGUCUCGUGCUUUAAGAUAUUAUUACAGAGUUAAUAUUUUACGUAAAGUUCAAGGGGAGAGGCAUUGCUACCAGUUUUUGCGAAAUCCUAGUGAGUUGAAAAACAUUAAACAUAUAUCAUUACUAAAACACCAAAUGGUUGGCCAUCAGGCCCAGCAACAUCAAUCUAUGCAGUUCCCUCAGUCACUUCCCCAAGUGCAAACAACACAACAGGUACAACAACCUCAGCAACCACAACAAUCUCAGCAGCAACAGCAUUUACAACCACCACAAACACAAAUCUCUUGUUUAAAGAACGAGUGUGAGGAAGAACCAACUGAUCUCAGUACUCAUGCUCAUUGUAAUGGGAACAUGGCAGAACUCCAACUUCGAGUACAAGGAGAUGAAUAUCAACAAACAGUUCAAGCUGAAGACCUUAGUCUUCCUCAUACACAAUCAAUAAAAACUGAAGUGUCAUAA
Molecule: messenger RNA, 1368 nt
Organism: Nezara viridula (southern green stink bug)
Lineage: Eukaryota; Metazoa; Arthropoda; Insecta; Hemiptera; Pentatomidae
Source: the annotation of a GenBank genome assembly